AUGUCAUCAUCAAGCACCCAAAUUUCGGAAACAGUCUUCUGCAAUCCAAAUGAAUUGUCCUUAUCUUCCCAAAUCGAACACCGGUCAGCACAGUCGGAUGAGGCGACUAGGAUCAGUCACUGUUGUUUUUCUGCUGGCGAUAUUCCCCCCGAACGCUCGCAUGUUUGCCGAAAUCGCGAUUAUCCAACCAUUGUCGACACCCUACCUGAAGUGAACCUGGAUCCUAGUAUCGACAUGACCACGAUGGGAAAGAUCACUUGGGACAAAUGUGAUGCGCUUGAUUCUGAUUGCGCAAAUCCAUCAUUUCUCUAUUAUGACGCCGCUACGAUACCAGAGCUGGUGUCUUCAAAUUGGCCUUUGUCCCAGCUUUCAUAUCAAAAUUCUGCUUCGGUUCAAGGAUACGCUGAUCCGCCGGAGGGUUGGGAGAUACCCUGGCAAUCAGGCUAUUCAGAGCCACAAGAUCAUGGAUCCACGCCGAUACCUCAUUAUCCGUUCUCCCUUGCCACUACAGAAUCCAAAAACGUUAGCAUACCCCAUACAAUCAACGGCAGCUUUGGCAUUGUUGAGGAUGAGCAAAAAGCUUAUAUUCCAACAACAAACAGAGCUUCUUCGACUGGUCCUGAUGAUACUGUUGGCAACAGCCAUUAUGACCUACAUAACUGUGGCUUUACGAGUCCGUCUACAAAAGAGACUUGCACAUUAAUCUGCUCGCGGAUAGGAUUUGAACUGCCACACAAACGAUAA
Penicillium soppii is the source of this 744-nucleotide messenger RNA. RefSeq lists its product as uncharacterized. The record is from RefSeq and is a predicted model, not a curated record. The coding region runs from base 1 to 744 and encodes 247 amino acids. The transcript has a single exon. Lineage: Eukaryota; Fungi; Ascomycota; Eurotiomycetes; Eurotiales; Aspergillaceae.